CGUUGCUAGACUUCGAUGAGCGAACUCAGUUAACUCAUAGUCACAACUUCUAAUUCUCCUGCCUGUUGCAUCAGAUUCCAAAACCAAUUUCUACUUCACCACCUGAUCAUCACUUCCAUUUCCAUUCCAUAUUAUCAGAGACAGUGUUUGGAUUCAUCACCAUGGAAGCAUCAUCAAUCAUCACCAAAUCACUAAUCAAACCCCAUUUCCUCACUACUAUCCUUCUUCCCAAACACCCCCCUUUUCAUUUCUCUCAAAACCCAUCUCAUUUCCCCAUCAAUCAUCACCCCAUCACCCUUUCACUAUCAAACCCAAACCCUGGUUUCCCCAAUUUCAAACCAAGAUUCUUCCUUUCUUCUUCAAUUCAGCCCAAUUUCACCUCCUCCUCAAUACCCACAAACCGAUUCGCCCGAAUUCUCUCCGGGAACAACGAAAAGCUCUUCGAAUGGAAGUUCCCAUUCGACGUCGAAAACGAUGGAGAAUUGGGGUUUUUUGAUAAGGAAAAUCGCCCGGUUGUGACAGUUGUUGUGCUGGGUUGGUUAGGAUCACAACAAAAACAUUUGAAGAGGUAUGCUGAAAUGUAUAGUUUGUUGGGUAUGAAUGUCAUCACAUUUCCAACUUCGGUGAAUGAUGUGUUGGGGUUUGAUUUGGGAAGGAGAAUGGAGAAAAGAGUUGAGGAUUUGAGUGAUGAGAUUGUGAAAUGGAUGGAGAACAAGGAUGGGGAUGAUGGCAGAGAGCGAUUUUUGAUCUUCCACACGUUUAGCAAUACCGGCUGGCUUGCAUAUGGUGCUAUUUUGAAUCAAUUGCAGGGUAGAGAAGAGAUACUUAAGAAAAUUAAAGGGUGCGUUGUUGAUUCAGGAGGUGCCGCUGGGCUUGAUCCCAAGGUAUGGUCAGCUGGAUUCACCACCGCAAUGCUUAAAAAGCAAAGUUCUGCGGUUUAUGCUUCCUCUGAGACUGGAGAACUUCAAAAUGGAGCAACAAUUGUGAGUACAGACAAACCUUCGUGCACGGAGGUCUUACUUCUAACCGUAUUUGAGAAGUUUUUCACUUAUCUUCUUCAAUAUCCAGAUAUAAAGCUGAAGUUGAUAAACGUAAUAUCCACUCUAUCGGUAAACCAGCCUCCUCACCCGCAACUCUACCUCUACAGUACAGCGGAUAAGGUAAUUCCAUUUCAAAAAAUAGAAGCAUUUGCUGAGGAACAAAAGAAACAGGGAAGAAAAGUAACCACAUUCAACUUCAAAUCGACCCCACAUGUAGAUCAUUACCGGACGUUCCCACAUACAUACCGUUCUGUGAUUCAAAAUUUCUUGAAAGAUUGUUUUGCUGCAAAUGACAAGCAUGUGUACAACUUAGUUCAGUGACAAUGAAAGCCUAGAAUGACUAGUUGAUUUCUUACUUUUACUCAAGAUGUGUUCGUAUAUUGUACUCGAUGUACAACCAAAUACCACUCACUAACCUUUCCUUGAGUAGUUGAGUGCAAUGUUUGUUGAACGCUAUGUAUAAACCCUCCAAGGUUUAUUUAUUUAUUUAUUUUUUAAAGAAAA
Erigeron canadensis is the source of this 1544-nucleotide messenger RNA. RefSeq names its product transmembrane protein 53-B. The record is from RefSeq and is a predicted model, not a curated record. Bases 162 to 1361 code for a protein of 399 amino acids. The transcript is spliced from 4 exons. Lineage: Eukaryota; Viridiplantae; Streptophyta; Magnoliopsida; Asterales; Asteraceae.